This is a messenger RNA of Pyrus x bretschneideri (Chinese white pear), 1952 nucleotides long. RefSeq lists its product as uncharacterized. The record is from RefSeq and is a predicted model, not a curated record. Lineage: Eukaryota; Viridiplantae; Streptophyta; Magnoliopsida; Rosales; Rosaceae. The transcript is spliced from 4 exons. Gene Ontology annotation, biological process: regulatory ncRNA-mediated gene silencing. The coding region runs from base 35 to 1624 and encodes 529 amino acids.
UUCAUUUAUUUUCCUCCAAAUCCCUAUUCCCAGGAUGGCCGGAGGUCCCCAUCCCAAGGGCCCACCACUCCACAAGCCAUCUUCUUCCUCCGCCCCCAGCCGCAAAUCGCGCUGGGAAUCCUCCGCCAACGCCGCCGCCCCCACCGCCAACCCCAGCAACACCACCAUCACCAACAACAAAAACCCACCCGAUCCCAAAUCCUCCAAGACCAAAACCGGCCCAUCCCCAAAACCCAGCCCCGCCCAUCCCAAGCACCCGCCUGGCCCCUCUCCCGGAACCGCUCCAUUCCCUUUCUCCGACCCGGCUGCUUUCGGCCCACCACCUCCCCCGGUAUACGAUUUCCACAUGCUCGAGCGCCGGACUUUUGUUCUUGCCGAUGGUAGUGUUCGAUCAUACUUCGCUCUCCCACCCGAUUAUCAAGACUUCCCCCCGCCCGUGAACCCGCCUGGUCGGUUCAUGCCAUUUGGUCCCGAUGGAUCGGGCGGGCCGGGUCCGGAUUACUGGAAUUCGCUCGGGCUCGACGGGCGUGGGCCUGCAGAAGGUCCCGCUAAGAGGAAGUACAGCGGAGAAAAGGAGCAGAGGGAUAAGGCAGAAGAAUUGGCAAUGCGUCGGCAGCAACUUAUGCAGUAUGGUAAUCCAAAUGGGUUUUCAGGGGGUCCCGGAGGAGGUCGGGCAACGAGUAGUCCCUUUCGGCGGGAAGUGGGCGGCGAUGAGGGGAGGGCUAACAAAUACAUGAGGGUUGGUGGUGGUGGUGGAGGUCAUGAGAGUGUGGGGUUUAGGCAAGGCGGUGGUGGCGGAGGUGAGAAUGUGGGUCUGAAGCAUCUUCAAGUUGAUCAGACUGCGUUGAAGAAGGCGUUUCUUAACUUUGUGAAGCUGAUUCAUGAGAACACGCAGCAGAGGAAGACUUACUUGGAGGAUGGGAAGCAAGGCCGUCUGCAUUGUCUUGCUUGUGUCAGGUCCUCUAAAGAUUUUCCGGAUAUGCAUAGUCUCAUCAUGCACAGUUACAACUCUGAUAGUGCUGACAUGCGUGUGGAUCACUUGGGGUUACACAAGGCUUUGUGUGUUCUAAUGGGGUGGGACUACUUGAAGCCCCCGGAUAACUCAAAAGCGUAUCAGUUUCUUUCUGCUGAAGCAGCAGCAGCAAAUGUGGAUGAUCUGAUUAUGUGGCCACCUGUGGUGAUAAUUCAUAAUACAGUUACAGGAAAGAGUAAAGAUGGCCGCAUGGAGGGUUUGGGCAAUAAAGCAAUGGAUAGUAAUAUUAGAGAUCUUGGAUUUGGAAGUGGGAAGUCGAAAUCCUUGUACGGUAGAGAUGGUCAUUUAGGUAUGACUCUGGUUAAGUUUUCCGGUGACGAAGCAGGCCUUAAGGACGCCAUUCGAAUGGCAGAGUUCUUUGAGAAGGAAAAUCAUGGACGCAGGGGCUGGGCUCGUGUACAGCCCCCAAUGCUCGGCAGUAAGGAUGAUGAAAUGAAUUCAAACCUUGUGAAGUUUGACGAAAAGACGCGGGAGAAGAAGAGGAUCCUAUAUGCCUAUCUCGGAACUGCUUAUGAUCUUGACAAAGUGGAUUUUGACACAAGAAAGAAGGUCGUGAUUGAAAGCCUUCGGGAACACAAAUCAUCCAAGUAGAUUCCUGAUCGCAUUCAAGGCAUCUCAUGGCGUCGUAGGUGAUGGAAGCAGGUGUGUGCAAUGCUAAUAUAUGGGCAGCAUUCUCUAAUGUCGCAAGGCAUGAAGACUGUCUGAAUGCCCGCCCGAUCAUUCUUGGACGGAGUUUUUGCCGCUACAGGUUUGCUGUAUGGGGACAUAAAAGAAGAGAAUUCAGUGUAGCAAAAGGAUUUAGAGUGUUGUGCUUGUAUGGUUUCUGGACUGAACAAAUUGUAUGACAGACAGAGAGUCACAGCAAGCAAAUGAUUGUUAACUAACUUUUUUGGGUGAAUAGUAAUUGUCUUAUUACUAA